AUGAAGGUGGAUCACAAACUUCCGACUGUAGAUCAUAUAGAUCCUUUUAUUUCUGCUGAAAUUCCGGAUAAAUCAGAAGAUCCUCAGUUACAUUAUCUUGUGUCUAAGUAUAUGAUUCAUGGUCCUUGUGGUGCUGCUAACCUGAGCUGUCCUUGCAUGGUUGACAACAAAUGUUCUAAACGAUUUCCGAAAAAAUUUUCGGAUCAUACAAUUAUUGACUCAAGCGGUUUUCCUGUAUAUCGAAGGCAAGAUUCUGGUCAUACUGUUAUGAAAAAAGGUGUUCAAUUAGACAACCGAAGUGUCGUACCUUACAACAAAGGUCUAUUAAAAAGAUACCAAGCACACAUUAAUGUUGAAUGGUGUAACCAGGCUGGUUCGAUAAAGUAUCUGUUUAAGUACAUUAACAAAGGACCUGACCGUGCUACGGCAGUUUUAUAUACUGAUUCAACCGGUACUAGCAAUCAGAAAAUAAAUGAUGAGAUCAAACAAUACUACGAUUGUAGAUACAUAUCAGCCUGUGAAGCGUCUUGGAGAAUUUUCGCAAACGAAGUUCAUUAUAGAUAUCCUGCUGUAAUGAGGCUACCUUUUCAUUUACCUGGUCAACACAAUGUAGUAUACGGUGAAGAUGAUGAUAUUGAAGAUGUCUUGAACAAACCAUCUGUUGCUUCAUCUAUUUUUUUGCAAUGGAUGCGUUUAAAUGAACGUGAUGAAGAAGCACGUAAACUGACUUAUGUGGAGUUCCCAACAAAGUAUGUUUGGAACUUAAAAGAUAGAUGUUGGCAAGUACGAAAAAGGUAUAAAACUGUUGGUAGAGUUCAUUCUGUUUCGAUUGCUUCAGGAGAACCUUAUUAUUUAAGGAUUCUUCUAAAUAAAGUUAGAGGUCCUAAAUCAUUUGAAGAGAUUCGAACAGUGAACGGACAAGUAUUUCCCACAUUUAAAGAUGCAUGUUAUGCGAUGGGUCUUUUAGAUGAUGACAACGAAUAUGUUGAAGCCAUUAAGGAAGCAAGUUUUGAAGCUCAUUGUCGGUAUUUAAGAUCAUUAUUUGCGACAUUGCUUUUAACAAAUACGCUAUCAAGACCUGAAUUUGUGUGGGAAAAAACUUGGCACUUACUAGGAGACGAUAUUCUAUUCAAGCGUCGCAAAGAGACACAUAUCCCUGAAUCUAAUUUUGGUGGAAAUUGA
Molecule: messenger RNA, 1182 nt
Organism: Helianthus annuus (common sunflower)
Lineage: Eukaryota; Viridiplantae; Streptophyta; Magnoliopsida; Asterales; Asteraceae
Exons: 2
Coding region: 1-1182 (393 amino acids)
Source: RefSeq, a predicted model, not a curated record